Molecule: messenger RNA, 2058 nt
Organism: Mucor velutinosus
Lineage: Eukaryota; Fungi; Mucoromycota; Mucoromycetes; Mucorales; Mucoraceae
Exons: 8
Coding region: 1-2058 (685 amino acids)
Biological process (GO): phosphatidylinositol dephosphorylation
Cellular component (GO): endoplasmic reticulum
Molecular function (GO): phosphatidylinositol-4-phosphate phosphatase activity
Source: RefSeq, a predicted model, not a curated record
AUGAUAUAUGAACAACUAGAGCUUCGUAUAACGAACGAAGCGUAUCAUUUCACACCACUGAUAGAGCCAGCAAAAGAAGGGCCUAUUCUGGACCAUAUCGAAACGUUGACAAUCUAUAGAAGCUCUGGCGAAAUUCAAUUGAAUGCACCUCAGAUACAAAACGCAAUAGUGGAAAAUGAAUUGAUGGUCUAUGGCAUACUGGGCUUAAUCAAAUUACAAGCAGGCGAGUAUAUGAUCGUCAUCACUGGAUGUCAAAGAGUAGGAACGCUUAUGCAAGGAUAUGAUGUAUUACGCGCUACGACUUUUCAAAUUCUACCCAUUGCCCGUAACACAAACAGUCUUUCGAGCCAGCAGUUGGACGACGAACAAAAAUAUGUUCAACUAUUAGAAAACCACCUUCAAUCAAAUGGAUUCUACUUUUCUUAUAGAUACAACAUUACCUUGUCGAUACAGAAGCAAGCUUAUUCGGCAGACAAAGGACGGGAUUACAACUGGAGAAACGCAGAUACAAGAUUCUUUUGGAAUCGAUAUCUUUGUGAGAAGUUGAUCUCUGCUACUGCCAACUCAAGGAUACACCAAGACUUUAGUCAUUUUAUCCUACCUGUCAUUCAAGGAUUUGUCUCUAUCAGCCCUUCCGUGAUCAACAAUAGAGCCAUUACAUUCGCACUCAUCAGUCGACGUAGUCAAGAACGUGCUGGAACUCGUUUUUUCUCUCGAGGGCUGGAUGAAUAUGGAUUUGCUUCAAAUUUUGUGGAAACUGAGCAGCUUUUGUUAUGUGAUCCCUCGAAAUCGCUUGUACAAAAUAACUUGAUUCGUGCUUCUUACAUCCAAACUCGAGGUAGUGUUCCUGCAAUAUGGGGUCAAAUUCCAAAUACUCGUUAUACACCCAAGCUAUGGGUCAACGUCAACUUAGCAGACGAAAAAGUCAUAGGCGCCUCAAGAGCUCAUUUCGAUCAGCAAAUCAAAUGCUAUGGACCUCAGAUUUUGGUCAACUUGACCAACACCAAAGGGUACGAAUACCCCGUUGGCCAGCUAUAUGCUGCCAUCGUCAAAGAGCUAUCAGAUCCAUCUAUCAAAUACAUACACUUUGAUUUUCAUCAUGAAUGUAGGAAGAUGAAAUGGCACCGAGUGCAAUUACUAGUUGACCAGCUGGAACCUGACCUCAGACAGCAAGGAUAUUGCCUGUACGACGCUUCUUCAUCAGAGCAGGAUCCUGUCUUGUGUAAAGAGCAAACAUCAGUGGUGCGUACAAACUGUAUGGAUUGUUUGGACAGAACCAACGUUGUACAGAGUACGUUGGGUAGAUGGGUGCUGACGAGACAACUGCGUGAGAUUGGAAUUCUUCAGUCAACAGAAGUAAUCGAGAAUGACGAACAAUUUAUGCAAAUCUUUAAGAACGUCUGGGCAGACAAUGCGGAUGGCUUGAGUAUACCAUAUUCAGGUACAGGCGCUCUUAAGACAGAUUUCACUAGAACUGGUCGCCGCACACGACUUGGCAUGGUAAACGAUUUCAACAACUCUGCUAUAAGAUACAUAAAGAAUAACUACUUGGACGGCUCCAGACAGGAUGGCAUCGAUUUGAUACUAGGCAAAUAUAGGGUGCCACUGUCACACGUACGCAGCCCAUUCCGAUCUACACCGUCAUCCAUCAUUAUCAAGCUUAUGCCUCUGUAUCUACUAAUAUCCUUCACUUUGUUUCUAAUGGUCUUGUUUGCUCCUGAUCUUUUCAGCAUACACUCAUCGCUUGUGCAUAUCACUGCUCUCUCGUUCACUUUCGCUGUCACUAUUACUUGUUGGCUGUUUAUUCAACAUAAUGGUGCUGAAUUCGUGAAUUGGCCAAAGCUCAUACCUUAUCAAGCUCCUCAUCAUGCAUGCUUACAAGAGGAAGGAAGUGUAGUCAAUAACGGUAGCAACAUACCUAACCAACUAGAGGCCAACGUUAAAAAUAAGGCAUCUGAUUUCAUUCAGAAAUGGACAAAUAGACGAAACAGCACUGCGAUAUUAAAUGAAGCAGAACAAGGUUACGAAAUGGUGGCCCCUUUCAAGAAAGAUACUUGA